Molecule: messenger RNA, 1335 nt
Organism: Portunus trituberculatus (swimming crab)
Lineage: Eukaryota; Metazoa; Arthropoda; Malacostraca; Decapoda; Portunidae
Exons: 8
Coding region: 1-1335 (444 amino acids)
Cellular component (GO): membrane
Molecular function (GO): ligand-gated monoatomic ion channel activity
Source: RefSeq, a predicted model, not a curated record
AUGGAGACUGGUUGUCCUAAUAGUGUAGAUGGUGGGUGCACUGCAAAGACGGGUAAACAAAUAGCUCCAUUCUCUGAUGCGAAACAGCUUCCAUUCCCUGGUGGGGUCGCGGCAGCGGAGCUACUCAAGAUCAAAGGAGAACGCUCCUGCUCCAUCAUCUUUGUGAUCGACGAUUCUACGCCAUUUUCUACUAUCGUGAACGUACGUCUGCUGUCGUUUUGCUCGAUGGUGGUGGUGGUGAGUCAAGACCCAGACUUCCUCUUUACCUUCGCGGAGUGGUCUCUGAAGGGCCGACUACUGGUGUGGGCCACCAAGUUAGUGGUGGUGACCCGCCUACCUCUUCUGAAGGUCCAGGACCUUCUGCCCGUUCAUUGGACUUUCUCCAUGAUGAAUACAAUAUUCCUUAACAUAAAGGGAGAGGCUCCUGAUGAAAAGUUUUAUGGAUACACAUACUUGCCAUACAGUGAAAAGGGCCCUACAAUUGAAACGGUGGCUACCUGGACGCGAAAAAGAGGAUUGCUCCAGCGUCGUCAUACGCUGCCCUUUCCUGAGAAGUUCGAAAAUUUCCAUGGAGCGACAGUGAACGUGACCGGCUUUUCGUUCAUGCCAUUUUGGGGCGAGGAAGAGACAAAGACAUCUAACGGGACCUCCGUCAUUAGAUAUGAAGGUUCUGAUUAUAGGAUGCUGACCAUAGUUGCUGCGGCCCUCAACUUUACCAUCAGAGUGUUGCCUAGUAAAACCUGGGCAGAGGUGACACAACGGGUAGAGGAACGCGUAUCAUUCAUAGCUGCUGUCUAUUAUAUUAUGAUGACCGUAAGAGCGGAAAGAUAUGAUUUCACCCAUGCCUAUGAGUUUUCUUAUUUCUCAUUUGCCAUGGCUAAACCCAGCCAGGAGCCUCAAUGGCAGAGUUUGUACUAUCCGUUGGCGUAUCAGGUAAAUUACAUAGAACGAAAAGCAUGUGGGGGCUUAAUUAUCGUGGCGGUAAUUCAGGACAUGUCAGGAAUGUUUCUGGCUCAAAGCCUUCCUCAUAGACUGCCCAGGACUUUCUCCAGUCGAGUCUUGGUGGGCACUUGGCUCCUCUUCUCUCUCAUUCUUGGGUUGUCUUACCGCUGCAACCUGACUGCCUCUCUCACCAUACCGAAGUAUCCUCCGCGUCCAGAGACUAUCCCACAACUCGUCGAAACAGUGGAUCGGGUCACAAUUCUACCAUACGGAGAAUCUCACGUCAGAUAUUACAAAAAUUCAAAGUCUCCAUUGUUCAAUGCCCUAGCCGAUCUGAUGGACGUUGGGCCGAAAGUACAGGAAGGUCUGCAAGGAGCACUGAAAUACAAGUAA